AAAAUCAUUGAGAGAAAGCCCUCCUGGGCGGCUAAACAUCUCUCUUUUGCUAAUAGAAUACAACUAAUCUCCUCGAUAAUUCAAGGCAUCACCAAUUUUUGGUGUUUUGUUUUCAUAUUGCCUAAAUUGGUUAUUAAAGAAGUGGAAAAGAUAUGUGGUGCUUUUCUUUGGAAUAAUGAAACUCACAGUGCUAGAAAGGCUAAGGUUCUAUUUGGGUUGCGUGGGACCAGGAAAACUUACUCAAGAGCAGAAGCUUUUGGUCAAUUAACAUUCCUUUUGAUGCUUUUUGGGGAUGAAGGAAAAUUUUAAAACUAAGGCCAUUAGCGAGAGGGCUAAUCUAACACAUACUAGGGAAUGGUCAGAACACUUAUCUCUGCCAUGAUAAUUGCCACCCCUCUGGCCCACUGUUAGAAGUUUAUGGCAACUCUAUUGUUCAUGAAGCAUGGAUACCUUCCCAAGCUCAACUAGCCAGUGUUAUAAGUGGUAGAUUUUGGAAUUGGCCUCCUGUUAGAUCUCCCCAAUUGGUGGAAAUCCAAAUACCUCUUUUUGAUAUUCAUCCUAGGGAAGGUGAAAAUGAUUCAGUUAUUUGGUUGAUCUCCCCUUUUGGAUCUUUCAAAACUAGUUAGACUUGGCAUUGGUUGAGAAAUAAGCAACCCAGGAAGGCAUACUUAAUAGAUUGACUACAAAAGCUAGACAAAAGCAAUGGACCCCUAUCGUCUUGGAUACUUGUAUCCCAUGCAAUAAUAACUCAAAAACUUUUAAGCACUUGUUCUUUAAGUGCAAUUAUGCUAACACAAUAUGCAGGCAAAUUAGUACUAUGAUCAAUAUUCCCUUUGUGGACUCUUGGCAAGACUUAUUACAUUGGAUGGGGAAAAGAGCCAAAAGAAAAUCUUUGCUUAGCAUUCUAAUCAAACUCUCAUGGAAUGCCACAAUCUACAACAUUUGGAUGGAAAGAAACAAAAGAGUUCAUCUAUAGCUCUUUAGAAGUGAGAGUAGAAUCCUUCAUGAGUUCAAUUUGAGGUUAGAGCUAGAAUGUUGGAGUUUGCCCACCCAAGGUCUUCAUCACUUCCUAUGGCUAUUGCAAUUCAAUGGGGACUUGAAACAGUUGUGACAGAUUAGUUUUUGGGUAAUAGUAGAAUGUGUAUUACUUAUUAGCGACAAGUUUGUACUACAAGACUGGAUCAAGCAACGGGGUGGCUAAAUUCUGCCCAAUUCAAAUGAUAUUGGGCCUAACCCUAAAUACUGUAAACGAUCCAUCUCGAAAAUAAAAGGGAGAUCAUCGUCAUUAUAUAAAGCAGGAGAGGGGCAUCUUUGUAGUUUCAGGAUCUCGGAACUGUGUCUGGGCAAGAGAAGAAGAGAAUCGAUUCGUGGUUUUGCAUCCUGGUUCUUUUGUUUCGAUUGCAACUGUUAAACCCAUUUUCUUCUAUUUUUCGAACUUAAUUGCAGAGGAUAAAUGACGCUUACAAACUUCGAUGGUGUUGGUGUCGGUUUUGGUUUUGGUAUUGGCUGUGGAUUCGGAGUAGGAUGGGGUUUCGGAGGUAUGAUUAUGCUUCCCAGAAGAUUUCCCUUGAUUGCUGAGAUUGUUAUUGGUUGCCUUUUGAACUUGGACAUAAGACUCUGUUGUCCAAGACUCUAAGUCUUGUGUAGAAAUCUUGUGUUCUUGCAGUAAGUCACUUCAUUUUAAAGGUUUCCGACUCGAAAUGAUUCUGCAAGGAUUAAAGCAUUUUCAUGGAGAAAACAUGGUCUUCAUGAUGAGUCAAUUUGGGUUGUUUUGUGUCUAUUGUCUUUUGCUUCCUUGACAAAUUUUUGGAUUGUAGAAAACCAUCUUCAUCCUGAUUUUCUGUUACUGUCGAUCAGUUUGUUUUGGAAAGAGAUUGGAUGUAGAUUGUUAGAAAGUGAUGAUAAUUGAGGUUUGUCUGUUCAUUUAGGAAGUUGGUAAUGCAGUUUGCCUAAACAUCUUAGGUAAUGUUGCCUUUUAUUUGGAAGAACUUCUCACGAUCUAGUUUGUGUCUAAAGUUGUUGUGUUUGGUAUGGUAUACAGUAAGAACUUCUCAUGACUCAAUUAUUGUUUCCUUAAAAAAUUGAAGGAAACUCGUAACUUCCUCAGAAAGCAGAAGUGGAAAAACCCAAAUUGAAGCCACCUUAUUUUGUCUGUUUCAUAUAAUUUAUUUACCCUCAGUCAGCAUUCUUGACAGUGUUAAAUUUGUGCAAUUGAAGGUUUAGAAAAUUAGCAUCUUGUUCAGGAAGGGUUCUUCUUCAUGGCAACGUAACUAGUUUUUGUCAAAGAGAUACUUAAUAAAUUUAAGAUGCAUUCUGGUUUUGUUUUCAACUAACUUGUAGACAAUUGUCACAACUUUUCAAGUUUGACAUUACAUACGCUUCUGCUCCCAUGAUGCAGUAGACCUCUGUUGUUAGAAAACAAUAGAUUGCAACUAAUGAACAUUUUAACAUUUG
Molecule: messenger RNA, 2454 nt
Organism: Rubroshorea leprosula
Lineage: Eukaryota; Viridiplantae; Streptophyta; Magnoliopsida; Malvales; Dipterocarpaceae
Source: the annotation of a GenBank genome assembly